Molecule: messenger RNA, 1098 nt
Organism: Xiphias gladius (swordfish)
Lineage: Eukaryota; Metazoa; Chordata; Actinopteri; Istiophoriformes; Xiphiidae
Gene: c15h22orf23
Product: chromosome 15 C22orf23 homolog
Exons: 7
Coding region: 119-793 (224 amino acids)
Source: RefSeq, a predicted model, not a curated record
CUGGUUGCUAUAGCAACGGGGCUCCGUUGUAUAGGAGAGGACGCUGCUGUUUGUACUGGAGUUUGUCCACCGAAAAUAGCUAACGCUGCUUGCGUUCACGAAGGACUUGUGUUUGUAGAUGGAGGCCUCCUCACAUCCUCCAAAAGCUGGCAGGGGGCUGUGGAACGACCCCAGGGCCACCGCGUACAGCAAGGAGACCCAGGAUAUGCUGAGAUUAAUGAUGCAGGAAUCAAGGCUCACCACCCUCCAGAGAAAACAGAUCAAUAAAUGUCUGAUGAAUGGAGCAGCUUUGCCAUCGGUCCCUGACCCCACAUCAUCGGUGUCUCCCCCUCAGCCUAAGGCCAGUAAAUCUGUCCAAAAACACCUGCCAAGCAAGCCUCAGAGACGCAGCGCCGAAUCUUGUCGUUCUGGGAACAGCUAUGUCAGAGAAAAGUUCCGUCCCACUCCUACGAGAGACUUAGAGAAAGAGAAGAGGAGGCUUCAGAAUAUAUUGGCAACAGGACGAGAAGAGCCCACAGCUGCAUCUCCCCAAAAUGUUUCUACAAGUUGGAGCCGAGAAGUGAUGGAAGAGAGAGACCACUAUCAGGAAGUUCUGGAUGAGAUAGAGGAAAGAAGACAGUUUCUGGCUGACAUGGCCUCUCUAGGCCAGGAGAAACAGUACGUCAACAUCAUCAACACUGAAAUAUCCCAGAAAAUCAGAGAACUGGAGGUACUGGACAAGGCCCACAGUCCCAAGACAUCCAAGAGGAAGGAGGAGAGUGCAGUAGAGACGACAGAAAACGUGGACUCGUAGGAGACGACUGCUGACUGACAGCUGAGUUGUCACUGGUAAAUUACUUGGAAAUCAGGUGCCAGCAAUGUAACUGCAAAACCAUUCAACACAGAGUCCUAAGACAAGUGCAGAUUAUGAAUAGGUGGAGUAAAGUCCAAUAUAUUGAUUGUGAUUGUGACGUCUGUAAAGAGGUUACAGCUGACAUGCUGCACUGUGCUUCAACCGUACCAGUAGCUGAGGUGUGACAAUAUAACAGGCUGUGAAAGGGAUUAAAUUCACAAGAAACAAACAAUAUCUACUUGUAUUAACUUAUUUUAUUCCUCUGC